AAUUAUUAUCACAAAAAGGGCUUCUAGUUCUUCACUAUUUUACUCUCUCUAAAGUCUCUCAUAGCUAGAAGCUCAAAAUGGCAUGCAUAGGAGCCAGAAUUGUGGGUUUAGUCCUUGUUUUUGGCAUGGUCAUGAUGCCAAGCUUGGCCAAAGACUACACUGUUGGAGACACCUCUGGCUGGGCUACUGGUGUUGAUUACACCACUUGGACUAGUGACAAGACCUUCGCAGUCGGCGAUAACCUAGCGUUCAACUAUGGAAGUGGGCACACAGUGGAUGAAGUGAGUGGUAGUGACUACAAGUCUUGCACAACAGGCAACUCAAUCACUAGUGACAGCAGCGGUGCCACCACCAUUCCUCUCAAGACUGCUGGAACUCAUUACUUCAUUUGUGGCGUUGUUGGGCAUUGUGGGAUGGGCAUGAAGCUCUCUGUGACCGUUGGAUCAGGAUCACCCACCGAUGCGCCAGCUGGCAAUGGUGCAUCAACGCCGCCUUCCACAGACGGUAGCAACACCACGGUUGACACUCCGGCAGUGACCACACCCACAGCCACAUCCACUGGUCUAGGAACUAGUCUCUCUAGCUCUCCUAUUAUGGCUUUGAUGACUAUUGCUGGGGUUGUUUUGAGUGUGUUGGUGCUUUCAUAAGUUUGGUAGUGGAGGCUUAGUAGUCUUUGCCAGGACAGAGGCAGUGCUUUGUAAUUUCUUCUUUGUUUAAUUUGCAUUACUUUCUGAGUUUGUUUAAAUUCCAUUGAAUCAGAUGUAUGAGUAGGUUUCAGAUGUAACAAUGUUGGACCUAAUAUUUAUGGGACAUGAUCGAGAUUCAUAUC
Molecule: messenger RNA, 829 nt
Organism: Rosa rugosa (rugosa rose)
Lineage: Eukaryota; Viridiplantae; Streptophyta; Magnoliopsida; Rosales; Rosaceae
Product: blue copper protein-like
Exons: 2
Coding region: 78-647 (189 amino acids)
Cellular component (GO): plasma membrane
Molecular function (GO): electron transfer activity
Source: RefSeq, a predicted model, not a curated record